CAGAGUCGAGAUUGAUUGUGAUGAAGGAGAAACAACAGAAUUGCCAUGUAUCGAGGGUUUAUGUGGGAAGACGUGUCGUGCAUCUGGGAAGCAACCUUAGCAACCGAAGAAUCCUGAACAGCCUGCAGAGUUGCUUUACGUAGAAUCAUUAUUUCAUCGCCGACGUCCCAUUUUCAGCACCUUGGACAACGACGAGCACGCUUCAUAGUGCGACAGGCUGAGGGAAAAAAGGGGGUAAUCGACGAAUAUUUCUAUAUUUACCAGAUCUUCUUCUUCUAUAUCUACAUUUAUCACCGUGAGUGAGACGUAUUGAUUAAUUCCGUAUCUAAAGACCCUGUAAUAAUCAAGGCAACAUGGGAACUGUACUCUCAGUGUCCCCGAGCUACCGAAAGGCAGGCCUGUUUGAUGAAAAACCACCACCUCUGGCACAUUAUACAGCUGUGCAGAACAGUAAAAACGCCAAGGACAAGAGCCUGAAACGGCAGUCAUUCAUCAAUGUCCUGCCAUGGAAGCGCAUUGUGGCAGCUUCGGCCAAGAGAAAAGGUUCUAAGAAGCUGGCCUCUGUGAUUUCAGAUAGUUUUGAAGCUUAUUUGUAGCAAUGAAUGCAAAACCUGAAGAAGUCCCAGUCCUGUGCCAACCUCUCCGGCUUCACCCAGGAGCCGGCCGUGAGCUCCAUUCCCACAUCGAAAACCACCACCAAUGUGGCCUCCACUGCGAAGAGGACCUCCAUCACCGGAUCGGUGGGCCAAGCGACCAACGCGGGCACACCCAAAAGAGUAAUCGUGCAGGCUUCCACCAGCGAGCUCCUGAGGAGCCUAGGCGAGUUCCUGUGCCGACGCUGCUACCGAUUGAAGCGCCUCUCCCCAGCCGACCCUGUUCUGUGGCUGCGCAGCGUGGACCGCUCCCUUCUGCUGCAGGGCUGGCAGGACCAGGGCUUCAUCACCCCGGCUAACGUGGUCUUCCUCUACAUGCUCUGCCGUGAGGUCAUUUCGGCCGAGGUGUCCAGUGAGCGCGAGCUACAGGCCGAGCUGCUCACUUGCCUCUACCUCUCCUACUCCUACAUGGGAAACGAGAUUUCAUACCCGCUCAAGCCCUUCCUGGUGGAGACGGAUAAGGAUGCCUUCUGGAAUCGCAGUUUGGCGAUCAUCAACCGCAUGAGUAGCAAAAUGCUCCAGCUUAACUCUGACCCACACUACUUCACACAGGUUUUUGCUGACCUGAAAAACGAAAGUCAAAAGGAGGAGGAGAGCCGGCUGCUUAUAGGCCUGGAUCGAUAAG
Molecule: messenger RNA, 1278 nt
Organism: Sinocyclocheilus rhinocerous
Lineage: Eukaryota; Metazoa; Chordata; Actinopteri; Cypriniformes; Cyprinidae
Product: cyclin-dependent kinase 5 activator 1-like
Exons: 3
Biological process (GO): axon guidance; brain development
Cellular component (GO): protein kinase 5 complex; growth cone; cytoplasm
Molecular function (GO): cyclin-dependent protein serine/threonine kinase activator activity; protein kinase binding
Source: RefSeq, a predicted model, not a curated record